CCGGAGAGCAUCAGAAGAACGAUAAAAUGGCCACGAGCGAGGACCAACCGGCGGCGUUGAGAGAGAGUGGCGAAGAGCGACAGCCACCGGGCCAGAAAAUGGGAGUGGGGCAACACAUAUUGGACAAAGGCAGUAGCAUGUUGCAGUCGCUGAAACCGGUGAAGCAGGUCAGCCAGCACGCUUGCUCUUUUGCCCUUUACGGCGAUGACCUCAGCCGCCAGAUCGAAACGCAUCAUUACAUCUCUCGCCUUAACCAGGACUUUCUCCAGUGCGCCGUUUACGAUUCCGACGCCGCCGAUGCCCAUCUAAUUGGCGUUGAGUAUAUCGUGUCGGAUCAAAUCUUUGAAACUCUGUCUACUGAUGAACAAAAGCUUUGGCAUUCCCACGCAUACGAGAUAAAAUCUGGGCUCAUGGUUCAUCCACGAAUCCCAGAGAUGGUAGCAAAGCCAGAAUUGGAAAACCUCGCCAAAUCCUACGGAAAAUUCUGGUGCACAUGGCAGGUGGACAGAGGCGACAAGCUGCCGAUGGGAGCCCCAGCGCUGAUGAUGUCACCGCAAGCAACAGGGGCGGGAGUGGUGAAGGCGGAGCUGGUGCAGAAAAGGGACGACUAUUAUAACAUUUCGACAGACGCAAUUAAGGGGUCUCGAGUUGAGAUCGAAGAGCCGGAGUGGAUUAAUCCGCAGGCUGAUUACUGGAAACAGCACGAUGGGAAGGGGUUUGCCAUCGAUAUAGUCCGGACGGACAUGAAGUUGAGGGUGCCGUUCCCUUGACAGAGACAGGCGCGUAACGGUCUGGUUUAUUGGGUUUGUGUGUGGUGAGCGCGAGGCAUAAGGGCAUGUAAGGAACUAUCAAUAGAUUAUGAAUAAAUGAAUAAAAUUGGUCUCUGUUA
Messenger RNA from Cucurbita maxima (winter squash), 889 nucleotides. RefSeq names its product oil body-associated protein 2C. The record is from RefSeq and is a predicted model, not a curated record. NCBI's taxonomy places the organism in Eukaryota, Viridiplantae, Streptophyta, Magnoliopsida, Cucurbitales, Cucurbitaceae. The transcript has 3 exons. Bases 27 to 770 code for a protein of 247 amino acids.